Messenger RNA from Fusarium sp. VM40, 351 nucleotides. Lineage: Eukaryota; Fungi; Ascomycota; Sordariomycetes; Hypocreales; Nectriaceae. The record is from the annotation of a GenBank genome assembly.
AUGCCUACCAAAGAAGUGCUCACCCAGUGGGAAGCCUCCUCGCCUACUGCUAAGGGCGAAGGCCCCCUCCAAGGCACUACAAAUCCUGCCCAGUCUUUAGUUUCUGCACACGAAUGCUUCGCUGAAACACCCAACGCUGAAGGGUGUUCGCAUGAGUAUCAUGACGGCCGUCUUGCAGCUCAUCAGGACCGCGUCUGUAAUAAUGGCGCCCGUACGCCCAACUCCCUUCACGCCGAUAUCCUCAAACAGAUAGAAGCCAAACAGGAUCGUGAUACCACAGCCCAUGGUGCACAGGAAGAGUCCAAGCAAGUGGCCAAUCACUCCAAGGCAGUAGAUCAAAAUUACAAGUAG